AUGUCUUCUUCGAGCGAACCUUUUUAUCUCCGAUACUAUUCGGGACACAUGGGCCGGUUCGGCCAUGAAUUUCUUGAGUUUGAUUUCAGAGUAGUUGGUGAUGGUCGAAGUGCGGUUGCGAGAUAUGCCAACAAUUCCAAUUACAGGAACGACAGUUUGAUUCGUAAGGAGAUGUGUGUGAGCUCAGCUAUUGUGGACGAAAUCAAGCGCAUUGUCAAAACAAGCGAAAUCAUCAAAGAGGAUGACUCCAAGUGGCCGCAGAAGAACAAGGAUGGUCGACAAGAAUUGGAAAUCAGACUUGGACAUGACCACAUAUCGUUUGAGACCGCAAAAAUCGGAUCCCUGGUCGAUGUAACAGAAUCAGCGGAUCCUGAAGGACUUCGUGUAUUCUAUUAUCUGGUGCAAGAUCUCAAAGCGCUCGUUUUCAGUCUCAUAGCCCUCCACUUCAAAAUCAAGCCAAUUUGA
Messenger RNA from Ustilaginoidea virens, 465 nucleotides. RefSeq lists its product as uncharacterized. NCBI's taxonomy places the organism in Eukaryota, Fungi, Ascomycota, Sordariomycetes, Hypocreales, Clavicipitaceae. Gene Ontology annotation, cellular component: nucleus; exon-exon junction complex. The transcript is spliced from 6 exons. The record is from RefSeq and is a predicted model, not a curated record. The coding region runs from base 1 to 465 and encodes 154 amino acids. Gene Ontology annotation, biological process: RNA splicing.